CGUGAAGACGAACUGCCACGUGAAAUCGGUGCAAGGGAAUAGUUCGACGACGAAAACUAAAUGCAGUAUGUGUUCCUACGACCAUGCUAUUGAUAAAUGUCCACAGUUCUUAGCGCUUACAGUCCAAGACCGAUGGUCUCACGCUAAAAGCAAGGGUAUCUGUUUUGUUUGUCUUAGACAAGGACAUAAGAUUAAUGAAUGUAAGAUGACAAGGCUCUGUAACGUUGACAGUUGUAAGAAGAGGCAUCACGUUCUGCUGCACACUGACUCGACAGGCAACGUCGUAAAUGAUAAGCCAUCAUGCUCGGAAUAUAGGAAAAGAGUUGUUAAUCAUAUCAGUAAGGUACGGACACUGGAGAACGAAAUACGUAAGCUUUAUGAUGAGUUUUCAGAUGCUUAUUCAAGUGAUAAAUCAUUAUCAGUAGACGACAAGGGGGCUAUAAAGAUUGUGGAAGGGGGCACGCACUUCGGCGACGGUCAUUUUGUAGUUUCUAUACCGUGGAAAAAGAAUCCAAAUAUGAAAGUGGAUAAUUAUGAAGUAGCAAACCGUAGAUUACAAAGUUUGAAAGGUAUGUUGUCGAAGGACGUCAGCCUGAACAUCAGGUACAUCAAAAGUAUUGAAAGUAAUUUUACUAAGACUUAUGCGGAGAGGGUCCUUGAAAUAUAUUUGCAGCCUAAUUAUCGCCCUCGAGGGUAUUUACCUCAUCAUGCAGUGUUGAACAUGAAAAAACCAGAGGAACUUAGAGUGGUCCUUGAUUGUGCCGCCGAGUUUGCAGGGUUUUCCACAAAUGAUAUGAUUUAUCAAGAACCCGAUACCACUGAUGAGUUAAUGUGUAUAUUAUUAAGUUUUCGCAAGGAGGCAGUUACAAUCCCUGCAGAUGUUGAAGAAGUGUUCAUGCAAUUGGUCUCUGAGUCUGAUCGAGGAGCUUCAAGAUUUCUGUGGUGGCAGGAGGGAGACAUGUCGAGGGAACCAUCUGAGUUUCAAAUGACAUCUCAUCCAUUUAGUGCCAUAUCAUCGCCGUUUCGUGCGAACUUUACCUUGAAUAAGACGGCUCAAAUAUUCUCUGACGGUUAUGAUGGUUAUGUUGUAGAUGCUGUCAAGAAUAAUUUCUAUGUUGAUGAUUGCUUGAUAUCCAUUCCCAAUUGUGAUCAAGCAAAGAGUUUCGUUAAGCAUAUAAGUGAAUUAUUAUGUAGAGGAAGUAUGCAAAAAAUGAUCGAUCUUGAAUAUUGGUUCAAAUGUCCUACUUUAUUGCAUGGCAAAUUUUAUAUAACAAUCACUGACUGCCCGGAACCUACUCCUGACGAUAUUGAGUUUAGAAAAAUUGCUGUGGUUAACCUGAGUAGUAUAAAGCAAAACAUGUCACCCAUUCUCUCUUAUAAAUCCGAGUGGUUGAAAUUAGUAGGGGCCGUAGCCUGGCUUAGAAGGUUCAUAGAAUUUCUGAUGGUGCUUCGUUCACCGAGUCAUGAAGGAUCCGUUCAUCUAGGAUGUUUAAAGGUCAAGGAGCCUGACAUCGCCAAGGGUAAGAAUUUAUUGAUGGUUCAAAAGGAAGUGUGUGGAGAAUUAUUUAGUGAAUUUAGAAACAGAAGUAAAGUAGUAAGUCAUAAUGAUCUGAAAGGUUUAUCACCGAUAAUGCUUGAUGGGUUACUCUGUGUUACAGGUCGUCUAAGCUACUCAAAAUUAUUCAAUGCUUUUGAACGUCCAGUAAUUUUACCCAGUCGACACUUAGUGACGGAAACGAUAAUUAGACAUUGUCAUAAAGAACCAGGACACAUAGGAAGGUCAUUAGAAAAAGGAUAUAGAUAUGUGUUUACUUGUUUGCAAACAUGGGCAAUACAUAUUGAACUGAUGUAUAGUUUGAUUACUGGUUCAUUUAUAAUGGCCUUAUUACGUUUUAUUGGAAGAAGAAGGAAACCUCCGGAGAUUUACAGUGAUAGUGCGUCAAGCUUCAGGGGAGCAGAUUCUGAAUUAAGGAGGUUUGUGCAACAUUCGAAUCAGCAGAAGAUAAAUAUUGAAUUGUCAGCGAGGUCCUCAUCCAACAGCAUGGGUGUAAUUUGGGGAAUAGUGAUUAGGUCUAUACCAAGACUGUUAUUGUUGAUCACGAGAGAACAGGAGAAGUAGGUCUCCUUGAAGCUUUGGAUUAGUCUUUGUUGUUAUUGAUGUAGUUAGGUCGAGUAGGCGUACUGUUGUAAGUCCUACUCGUUCCUAUGGUGUGAUAUGUUAUAUAAUGAACCAUGACCGUAGGCAUCAAGGUAGCUUGUGUGAUAUGGAGGGAUUUUGGGGGCCGGUGUAAGAUCCAUUUUGAAUGCCUUGUGUGUUUGUGAAAAUCCCUCCAUGUAUAUACUUGCACUUUGUUCCUAUUGAUCUUCUUAGUUGUACAUUGUUAACUUUUGGACUACAUUUGAAUUGUUAAUCUUUGUAUUUUAUUAUAGUUUUUGUUUUUACCACACCUUCACUAAUUCCCCAUGUUUCUUCCCGAACUGCACUUAUGUUGUUUUACUUUAUACUAAGUCUGAGCGGCAGUCAUUUUGGUUGGUUCCUGCCUUUGAUUGCUUGACCUGUGUUGACUGGAAUUGUGCAUUUUGGUUGUGAAUUGAAGCACUCUUCCAGAAUUGAAAACACUGUGUUAUAGAGUGACCAAUUAUUACCUUUUGAACGAAUCUGUACGUGAUCUAUCCAGACAGGAUAGAAUAACAUUUAUUUGUGGUGAUUGGUAAUUUUCUUGCAUUCUUUAUCAACUUUCUUAUUUAUUGUAGUUUAGAUUUGAUCAAUUAAACAAUUAUUGGUUGGAUAGCUGUGUGGUUAUAUUUGUUUAGGUAAUAAUGUAUACUUAAAUUUAUGAUAAAUUAUAGAACCGCUAUCUUACCCAAUUACCUUGUUUUGGUUUCAAACGGGCGAGGGCGCGUAUCGAACUUAUCCAGGCAGCUGUCCAGCAGUCCAAACGUGGUUUGGAUCCUACAGUUCUCUUAACGAACUAGUUGAAAACUCCUGAAAACCGACUCGCUUCAGCAAAGUUGAGAUAUUCUACCUUCGAACGAGAAUCUAUCGUAGUCUAUCUGACCGCUAUGCAUUUUUGGCACAUGUUGGAAAGCAGGGACUUCAUUGUUCGUAUGGAUCACUAACCACCAACCAGUGCAUUAAAAUCAAGAGCCUCAAAUAUUCUUCUCGAGAGGUCCGACAUGACUAUAUCAGAGUUCACCAGUGAUAUACAACAUGCCAACGGUCAGGAAAAUAAGACGGUGGCUGUAUUAUCUCGGCUAGAAAUUAACAUAAUUCAACAAGCUGCAAAAGGUGUAGAAGCGUUGAGAGACAACCAGAAAGAUCAAGAAUUUCAGAACCUACUUGUAUCAGAGCACAUCAGUCUCAAACUAGGACAUCUACCAUCACCUAUUAAAGGCAUGUUGAUUUUGGGUCACAUGACCAGGGUGAUGCCUCGACCUUCGUCCACACAAAAUGUGAGGAAAUUAAUACUUAAUAUUCUUCAUACUACAUCUCAUCUCGGCGCGAAAGCUACUACCAAGCCAAUCAGUGCCAGAUAUCUAUGGCCAAAUUUACAAAUAGUAGUAUAAAAAUGGGUAAGAGUGUUCAGUGUGUCAACAAUCAAAGGUUGACCGUCACACAAAAUCAUCUAUCGCAUUUUUCUCAUAGCCAGAUUCUCGUUUUGUUCAUUGACCUCAUCAUACUAUAAACUCGGAGUCAGAUCAUAAAUCGCUAAACUGGUGCACCGUAUUUCGAAUUGACCUCAACGUACAAAAACACGUCGUGGAAGUACCUUUCCAACUACGAAUUCAAAGAACAAACGCCACGUACCCGGCUAUGUCGACAAGCAACGCAGACGGCGUAGUCUCUAAAAUUCGACGCCGGCAACGAAGCCAGUACAUCAAUGACAUGGAAAUGCUCAAAUCAUAUUCUUAUCGGUACUUUGUUCGAGUAUUAAUUCUUCUCAUUCAUCUACUUUUCGGAUCUAUCCACAGUGAUUAUUACAAUUACUACGUUUUCAUGAUCAGAUUAUCAUGGAAUUAUAACCAGUAUUCAUACUGAAAUUAAAUUAUGGCAUUUACGCUAUUAUAUUACUCAUUCAUCGAGUUAUGAUAUUAUGAACAUUACAUUCAUAUCAUGACAUUCGCAACUCACUAAACUACUUUUUUACUCGGUUACGUAAAUUAUCUGUGUCAGUUGGACGGAGUUCCUAAAAAUCUAAGUAAAAGUUUUCACGAAAACCCACACUUCUUUAACAUUAUUCAAAUGUUUCCAGCGAAGACAGAUUGAUAAUACAGUGUCUGCUUUUAUGAAAAUCAUAAUGAGAUUGUGGUGCAGCUGUUUUGUAUGGGUUUAUCUAUUAGAAAUUCUCCAUCUACUCCUCCGAUGGCCUUUUCCAUUUGAUUUAUAACACUCAUAAUAAUAUUAUCCUAAAUGAGAGUGACAGUUGUAAAAAUAUGAAAACCAUACAGAUCUGGGAGUUACAUAAGACAAGUCGUCAUUAUAUUAGGAACUCACAAGUUUCCUGAGUCUACGUAGUCAAC
Molecule: messenger RNA, 4521 nt
Organism: Schistosoma haematobium
Lineage: Eukaryota; Metazoa; Platyhelminthes; Trematoda; Strigeidida; Schistosomatidae
Exons: 2
Coding region: 206-2119 (637 amino acids)
Molecular function (GO): nucleic acid binding
Source: RefSeq, a predicted model, not a curated record